CAUCGCGGGAGCCCGGAUAUCUUUUUUAUUCUAUAAUCGUUCAUAACCUACGACAUAUGCUCUUUUCCUUUAUCAAAUGGGUUCAGGAAGUUGAUCCUACAUGGAGAAUUGCUAUGGUGCAAGGACCAAGCAAGCUUGUUCCACUAGAGACAAGCAAUACAUAUCUCCCGGAGAUGUGGGUGAGUCCCAUUCUUGGUCUGUUUCGGUGCGAGUAGUAGCUGAUGGCUUGCAGACAUUAUUCACGGUUGCCCUUCUGGUGGUAACAAUCCGAUAUGCCGUACGGAUUCGCACUGUUGGAUGCAGAGGAUUCGAGAGUGAUGACUACGUCGCGCUUGUCUUCAUUUCUUGUUGUGCCAUCAACAUGGCGGUCGUUCAAAUCACGUAUUAUACAGGAGCAAAUAUUAUUAUAACCGCUGAGCUAGCGGAGACGCUCCCUGAUAGGGAUAUCAAGAUUUUAGAGUUUGGGUCACUGUUGGAAUUCAUCUCGUGGUAUACUUAUUCUGGCUGUCUUUGUAAGUCCCCAUAUCCUUCACCUUCUCGAAAAUAUUACCAACAACUAAACGCUCACAUCUAGGGACUUUGAAAUUCAAAGUACUAUGCUUCUAUCGUCGCCUAAAAUCGCAUCUAUGGUGGAAUAACACAACACUGAAAAUUCUCUUUUGGGUCACGGGACUCUCUUUCGUGUUUCUCGCCCUUAGUAUAUCCUUCACCUGUCGACCAUACUCAGCAAACUGGCAAAUCAAACCAUUCCCGGGGCCAGAGUGUGUCUUUCGACCCCAGAACUUCUGGAUUACCGUUAUCUUCAACGUCCUGACGGAUUUCGCAAUUAUGUCUAUUCCUCUUCCAAUAAUCUGGCACCUGCGAGCCUCCCGUAUGCGAAAAAUUGGUGUGUCUCUAUUACUAUUAUCAGGAAUCUUCAUGAUUUCACUCGCUGUAAUCAGAGCAGCAAAAACGCUCAACGGAAAACCGUCUGUUAUCAACAUCAAUCGAUGGGGAUGGCGUGAGAUCAUAGUGGGGACGGUAGCGGUCAACGCACCAGUUCUCGCGCCGAUCUUUACUCGUGCUUUUUGGAGAAAGGGGUCAUAUAGACCUUUUACGCCGCCGGAUCCUGGGCUACGCAGGCUCUCAACGAGAAAACCGCCAGCAUUGGAAAGUAUUGUAUUUGGACACUACACAGACGAUCCUGACGAGGGCCAUGAGUUAUCGAACUUGGAGGGGGAGGAGUAGUUCAAGCCACGUUGGGAGUGGGUCUAUCGGCAGAUGAGUGGGAUGAUGAAAAUUGAUGUGCUCAAUACCCC
Messenger RNA from Hymenoscyphus albidus, 1298 nucleotides. Lineage: Eukaryota; Fungi; Ascomycota; Leotiomycetes; Helotiales; Helotiaceae. The record is from the annotation of a GenBank genome assembly.